GGAUCCCAGCUGUGAACAUUCUUAUGCACGCCUUGGACGAACAUGCCUUGUCACUUCUGCAGGGCAUAUGCACGUCGGGGUGGAGUUGACCGCUGUAGUACCUCGCGCACACAGUGUCCCAGAGCUGUGGUAGUGGUUUACAGUCCACCAGUGGGUUGAGAGGUCCCAGACCUCUAAAUGUACUGUAUAUUUGUCAUGUUUACCAUCUUGGCGACGUUAAUUGGACCAUUAACAACCUGGUGUGUAACUGUGACGGAUUUAAAGCUUAGGCUUGUUGACAGGUAGGAGGAGGUCGUGGGAGGCCUCAGGCCACCUGAAAGGCCGUACUGCAGCAGCCCUUUCCUCCCCUGCCCCGGUUUGCUGUGUCCACACUUGCUAGGAUUGCUGGCUCGCAGCUGUCCUCUGGGAGGCCUGGGCUUUCCUGUUCUGUCAUUGCCUUUCCAGAUCUUGGUGUAUGACACACAGCACUGGAGAGACAUGUUCGGAGUGGGAAAGCCAGUGGAUGCUUUGCAUGUGGGAUGGAAAACGGAUUCCGAGUCUAUAACACCGAUCCGCUUAAAGAAAAAGAGAAACAAGAAUUUCUGGAAGGAGGAGUUGGCCAUGUUGAAAUGUUAUUUCGCUGCAACUAUUUAGCUUUAGUUGGUGGUGGGAAAAAGCCGAAAUACCCCCCCAACAAAGUGAUGAUCUGGGAUGACCUGAAAAAGAAGACUGUUAUUGAAAUAGAGUUUUCUACAGAAGUCAAGGCAGUCAAGCUGCGGCGAGAUCGAAUUGUGGUGGUUUUGGACUCAAUGAUUAAGGUGUUUACAUUCACACAUAACCCCCAUCAAUUGCAUGUGUUUGAAACCUGCUAUAAUCCUAAAGGCCUCUGCGUCCUGUGCCCCAACAGUAACAACUCCCUCCUGGCCUUCCCGGGCACACACACAGGCCACGUGCAGCUCGUGGACCUGGCCAGCACCGAGAAGCCGCCCGUGGACAUUCCAGCCCACGAGGGCGUCCUCAGCUGCAUUGCUCUUAACCUGCAGGGAACAAGAAUCGCAACCGCAUCUGAGAAAGGGACCCUUAUAAGAAUAUUUGAUACUUCAUCAGGGCAUUUAAUCCAGGAAUUACGAAGAGGGUCUCAAGCCGCCAACAUCUAUUGCAUUAACUUCAAUCCGGACGCUUCCCUCAUCUGCGUGUCCAGUGACCACGGCACCGUGCACAUUUUUGCUGCCGAAGAUCCAAAAAGGAAUAAACAGUCUAGUCUGGCCUCCGCCAGCUUCCUCCCAAAGUACUUCAGCUCCAAGUGGAGUUUCUCCAAGUUUCAGGUGCCCUCAGGCUCUCCGUGCAUCUGUGCCUUUGGAACGGAGCCAAAUGCCGUCAUCGGGCUUCCCGUUUCCAGUAUUAAAGAAGGAUCAUCCUCCCGGCAGUGUAGACGCUCCCGUGGCUCUGAGCAGCCAGGCCCGACUGCUGGCCUGUCACCCGUACUCCAGCUGUGACGCUUGCUUCCGUGCUUCCACCACCCCCGCCUGUGCCCCGUGCCCUGGGCGCUCCGCACAUGGACUGCGCUGACACAGCGAUGGACGCAUUAAAAUUUGUUUUGGCCGCAGAUUCCAUCAUUUUCCCUGAGUCUGUCACGGGGGGUGAGCACACGUGUCCGUGUUCGUCCUGACGGCCCCGGGUCUCCAUGUGGGGCCACGGUACCAGCAGCCUUAGAACAGGAGGGAGGGGUUCCUUCUCCAUCUGGACGUGAGCAACGACUCCACCGUGCUGGGGAGCCCGGGGUGGCGCCCCCUGCGCCGCGACCCCGCCGUCCCCAAGCCUGUCGCCAGCCUCGCAGCAGCUGCGUGCCCACGGGGCACCGUCCUGUCGGAGCUGCUGGAAUCGGGGCAGAGGCCCGGCGCUCCGUGGGCUCGCCCCCAGGUUUCCAUCGUGUGCAUGGGGAGCAGCGCGUAGCUCUUCAGACCAGCCCCCAGGAGGGCGGCACCUGACGGGGAUGGAGGGGGGCCAGGCAUCGGGCUCACAGGCCACAGCCGCGGGCAGUGCUGGGGCGAAAGGCCCACCAGGACCUUUCCUGGCAUUUGGGGCUGAGGCCAGUCAUGGGCUCUGUGGUGUUAGUGCUCCCGGAAGUAUGUAUUUGAUUUUCUUAAAUUCCUUUUAAAGAAAUCUAGUUUCACGGUUCUGGUUUCCGGUUGUGAACGUUGAAAGUCUGGGGCUGCAGCUGUCGUCCUGCCAGUUCUUUUACUGUCAUGUAACCAACUCCCUUUGUACGUGGAUUUCAGUGUAAAGUCUGCAUGUUCCUUUUGUGUGUAUUUAAUCAUGAAAUUUAAUUUUGCACUUAUUUGUAAUGUUCCUUUUAAAUAAAAGUGACUAAUUUUGUUGUAGUCCGUA
Messenger RNA from Canis lupus familiaris (dog), 2367 nucleotides. RefSeq names its product WD repeat domain 45B (gene WDR45B). Gene Ontology annotation, molecular function: phosphatidylinositol-3,5-bisphosphate binding; phosphatidylinositol-3-phosphate binding; protein binding. The transcript is spliced from 10 exons. The record is from RefSeq and is a predicted model, not a curated record. Gene Ontology annotation, cellular component: extrinsic component of membrane; phagophore assembly site membrane; cytosol. NCBI's taxonomy places the organism in Eukaryota, Metazoa, Chordata, Mammalia, Carnivora, Canidae. The coding region runs from base 519 to 1475 and encodes 318 amino acids. Gene Ontology annotation, biological process: protein localization to phagophore assembly site; autophagy of mitochondrion; protein lipidation.